AUGCCGGAGGGACGGCCUCAAAACAACGCGAUUCCACCGGUUGGCCGUCAGCCGGCAAGAAGUAUGCACAUCUCCAGAUUAUCCUAAAUCAGGCUCUCCGCAUUUCAGCCGUUCGUCGUCGCCGUCCGACCAAUCUGCCUCCAGAUGAGGCGCCCCGGAAUGAAGUCAGGAUCCUUCGUCCGUCGGAGGUUCCGAGAAGGGAACCACUUCCGGAAUAUUCGGAGCCGCGGGGAAGAAGAAUGUACGAUAAAAUGAAGAGAACGAAAUAAAAUGGACGGUCCAUUUCAGAGUUCCGAACGAUGUUUCCCUGGAGGAGCUCGGCCGAAUGGAGCCGGAAGCGAUGCGGACUGUCAUCCUGCCGUCGUUCAAAUUAUCCGCUGCGCAACUGACGGAAGCGGCCGCCAAAUCCACGGGCGUCUUUUCGAUUCGCAGUGCGAACUUUGAGGAUCCGGCGGACGCGGCGGAGAGGGCGAAAGCGAACGAGAAGUUGAAACGGGAGAUGGUGUGGAGCCAGUUUGUGAAAAGAAAUGAGAAAUUUAUCGGAAAGAGAGUUCACAAAUGCACUUUAUAUCCACGGGUAAAAAGGGACGGAGAAUCUGUUCGGAAGUGUGGAUUUUCAGAAAGAAGCGAUGAAACCUUUGCCGAAACGGCUGAAUCCGGACGAUCCGAUCCCCGAAAGCGUGACUUGGGACGUUGUUAUGGAGGCUCCUGACGACUCGAUCUAUCAGGGAGGCCUCUUCUUCAUUGAGCUCACUUUCGACACAGCCAAGGUGAAUGACGUGCCGAAGGUGAAGUUCCACACAAUGAUGUUCCAUCCUAGUCUUGGAAAGAACGGAGACGUGAGUGGAGAGGGAAGGCUUCAGCUCCAAUUUUCCCAAUUUCAGUUCGACAUGCGCGGACUCGUCGGGGAAUGGGAUGCGUCGCAGGACAUCGUAAUGAUCUACAGCUAUCUGAGGAGUCAGAUGCGGAACAUACGCAGUACCAUACGUAAGUUAACCGGAGGGAGUAUGCUUCUAAAUUGUUGACGUCUUCAGAAAACAUGACAAUGGCAGAAAUCGAAGAUACGGCUCAACCGAACAUAUCAAGAUUGGCCUAUGAAAACUGGGAAAUGUUCAAGAGACACGCGAAUACAUUCGUGAAGAAGAUGGCUUCCGGAGGCAUCUACUACGAUUUCACCGCCUUCGGCAACAUGAGCGGACUGUACACACCGAAGUACGGAUGGGCUCGGCCGAGGUCGCCGGUGAUUGAUAUCGUCGGAUAA
Caenorhabditis sp. 36 PRJEB53466 is the source of this 1261-nucleotide messenger RNA. NCBI's taxonomy places the organism in Eukaryota, Metazoa, Nematoda, Chromadorea, Rhabditida, Rhabditidae. The record is from the annotation of a GenBank genome assembly.